Messenger RNA from Vigna radiata var. radiata (mung bean), 970 nucleotides. RefSeq names its product NAC transcription factor 29. Gene Ontology annotation, biological process: regulation of DNA-templated transcription. The transcript is spliced from 3 exons. Gene Ontology annotation, molecular function: DNA binding. Lineage: Eukaryota; Viridiplantae; Streptophyta; Magnoliopsida; Fabales; Fabaceae. The record is from RefSeq and is a predicted model, not a curated record. Bases 109 to 957 code for a protein of 282 amino acids.
UUCAAUUUUCUUCUUUCGUUCCUUCUUUUACCUUUUCUUUCGUCCCUGUAAGCAGCAAAGAAACCAUUUUCCAAGUUUCCCAUUCAAACUUGGUUUUCACUCUGCUCAAUGGAGGGCAGAACAAGCUCUGUGCUCCCACCUGGCUUCAGGUUUCACCCCACUGAUGAGGAACUAAUCGUGUACUACCUUUGUAACCAAGCCACAUCAAAACCAUGCCCUGCAUCAAUAAUUCCAGAAGUUGAUAUCUAUAAGUUUGAUCCGUGGGAAUUACCUGAGAAAACAGACUUUGGAGAAAAUGAAUGGUAUUUCUUUAGCCCAAGGGAAAGGAAGUACCCAAAUGGAGUGAGGCCUAAUAGAGCAACUGUGUCUGGGUAUUGGAAGGCCACUGGUACUGAUAAAGCAAUCUAUAGUGGCUCUAAGCAUAUUGGGGUGAAGAAAGCUUUGGUCUUUUACAAGGGUAAGCCACCAAAGGGUAUCAAGACAGAUUGGAUUAUGCAUGAGUACAGAUUAAUAGGAUCAAGAAGACAAACCAAUAGACAAAUUGGAUCCAUGAGGCUAGAUGACUGGGUCUUGUGUAGGAUCUACAAGAAGAAGAACAUGGGAAAAUCAUUGGAGGCAAAAGAGGACUACCCAAUAGCACAAAUCAAUCUCACACCACCAAAUAAUGAGACUGAACAAGAAGUGGUGAAAUUUCCAAGGACUAGUUCCCUUACUCAUCUUUUGGAUAUGGAUUACUUGGGUCCAAUAUCACACAUACUAUCUGAUGCAUCAUACACGUCAAGCUUUGAUUUUCAACUUAACACUGCCAAUGGUGGAAUAGACCCUUUCAUAAAGCCACAGCCACUUGAAAUUCCCAAUAACCUUUACGCAGCAGAUUCAGUGAAGUACCAAGUGAAACAGAACAGCACCAUCAACCCCACCAUAUUUGUGAACCAUGUCUAUGAUCAGAGAGGAUAAUACCAAAAAUGAA